Dicentrarchus labrax (European seabass) is the source of this 6246-nucleotide messenger RNA. It is a transcript of the gene cpeb2, whose product is annotated as cytoplasmic polyadenylation element binding protein 2. The transcript is spliced from 11 exons. The coding region runs from base 532 to 2820 and encodes 762 amino acids. Gene Ontology annotation, biological process: negative regulation of cytoplasmic translation. The record is from RefSeq and is a predicted model, not a curated record. Gene Ontology annotation, molecular function: mRNA regulatory element binding translation repressor activity; ribosome binding; mRNA 3'-UTR binding. NCBI's taxonomy places the organism in Eukaryota, Metazoa, Chordata, Actinopteri, Moronidae. Gene Ontology annotation, cellular component: synapse; cytoplasm; neuron projection.
UCCUCUUUGCAGCUCGGGCUCGAGCCUGGAGGCGGGCGCACCGAGGCGUGAUGCGGCCGUGACGUAAUUCAGUCGGGGAUCUUUAAUCCUCUGCCGCAGCAGCAGCACAGCCCGGUAACCAGAGGAGGGGGUAGCACGGUCGGACAGGAAUGGACCGCACAGGCUAAACUAGCCUACUCCAAGGCCGAAAUAUCUCGGGCUUUAGAUAGAUGAUAAUAUAACCGAGUAAAACAGAGAAUACGACCAGAACAAGCCGACUCUUAGCGCAGGCCGGACCCCCUCCUCUCUGUCUCUGCCUGUCGCCUACAACCUAUUCACAGACAUUUUCCUAUUAAAGAGACCUCACUUAGACACGGUGGUUAAAUUACAGCUUUAAACGCACAUAGUUGCUUCAUUUGAACGCAGAAUUCGGUGUCUUUUAGCCGGCUGACGGAUACUACGCCUCGUCCUGCCGGUUUCCUGCGGUCAGUUGCGUCCCGGUUCGCCCUUCAGCGCCGCUUGUUCCUGUCAGCUGCUGCGCAUCAGCAAAACAUGCAGGAUGAGCCUGUGGGGGUGACAACCACGCAACUACCCCCGUCAACCGAGGAGAAGGACAGCAACAGCAGCACGGUCAGCAAAUCCGGCAAGAAACCGAACCAUACCGACAACCGCGACAGCCAGCUGAGCUCAUCCGCACCGGAUUACAACCGUCUACACCAGAAGAUAGCUUUCCCCGGUUUCACUCGAGAUCAUUUCUGCCCGACGCAGUCUUUCUGUGACCUUCAGCACAGCCGAAAAAUACAUCAGCAGUUAAGUCAGCACACUGAGUUGAGUCCCACAGAGUCGCCCCCACCCCCGGGACAUUUCAUUCACCUGCCGCAGAGGCAGCCCGAGCACCGCGCUGCCGGCCCAGGCUGCGGCUCUCCACUGGAAGCGGCUGAAGCUGAUGCUGCGUCGCCAUCGCCCACUUCCGUAAACCCAAACAAGAUCCAAAUGGACUCCCCCAUCGCCCACCAUAUAAAUGGCAAUGGCAGCAGCAGCACCGGCAACAUGUUGUCCGGAGGUCUCAGCGCCGCUUUCCCGAACCUCCCCACCCAGGACAUGCAGAGCGCCGGCGUAGGCUCGUCUUCAUCUUCCCUCCCCGGGUUCGGCACCCCGUGGUCCGUCCAGACCAGCUCCUCGCCCCCUCCCGCACCCAACUCCAUCAACAACCCCAUCCACGCCAACGCCAUUAACCAGAUGCCCAACAGCGCGGACUCUGACAACAGCUUCUACCCAGGUAUCCCCUCCUCCAUCAACCCGGCCUUCUUCCAGAGUUUUUCGCCAGUGUCAGCUAAUCCGUGCGCCGGGAUUAAUGUGCAGGGCUUCAGCGGUCCUUUCUCGCCCCAGAUAAACGUCCCUCAGCAGGCACAGAGUCGCAGGUCCCCGGUCAGUCCCCAGAUGCAUCCCCAGCAGGGCGCCUUUCUGCAGCAGAGAAACAACUACAACCAACAUCAGCCUAUGGUGAAGCCAUCUCCAUGGGGCGGUCACCAGGGGAAUGGCUGGGGCUCCGGGGGGAUGUCCUGGGGCCGGGACCACCGCAGAGGGACUGGCAUGGGCGUGCCUGGCUCAGUCAGUCACGUCUCGCCCCUGAAGAAGCCCUUCUCGAGCAACGUCAUCGCUCCCCCCAAGUUCCCACGCUCUGGAGGAUCACUGGGGCCUAAGUCCUGGAUAGAGGAGAACAUGUUUCGCACAGACAGCAACAGCAACACUUUGUUGCCCCUGCAGGAGCGCUCCAGAAUGUACGACAGUCUCAACAUGCACUCCCUGGAGAGCUCCCUGAUUGAUAUCAUGCGAGCUGAGCAGGAUCCGAUGAAAGGCCGUGUGGGAUGCCCUAACCCCGGGGCUGACGGCCUACUCAUGCUCAAUGCCAGGAGCUAUGGGAGACGUCGAGGCCGCUCCUCCCUCUUCCCUAUUGAUGACAAUCUCCUCGAUGAUGGCCACGGCAACCAGGGUGUACCAGGAGUCCUCGGCUCCCCCAACUGUUACCCCCACCAAAACGGGGAACGCAUCGAGCGUUUCUCCCGUAAGGUGUUUGUGGGAGGUUUGCCCCCUGACAUAGAUGAAGAUGAAAUAACUUCAAGCUUCCGCCGCUUUGGUCACCUGGUGGUGGACUGGCCACACAAAGCAGAGAGCAAAUCCUACUUUCCACCUAAAGGAUACGCAUUCCUGCUGUUCCAGGAGGAGAGCUCAGUGCAGGCUCUGAUUGAAGCCUGCAUGGAGGAGGAUGGAAAGCUCUACCUGUGUGUCUCCAGCCCCACCAUCAAGGACAAACCUGUGCAAAUUCGACCUUGGAACCUGAGCGACAGUGAUUUUGUGAUGGACGGAUCUCAGCCCCUCGAUCCCCGCAAGACCAUUUUUGUGGGCGGUGUCCCUCGUCCCCUGAGAGCAAUUGAGCUGGCCAUGAUUAUGGAUCGCCUCUACGGCGGAGUCUGCUACGCAGGUAUUGACACCGAUCCAGAGCUCAAGUACCCCAAGGGGGCGGGGCGAGUGGCCUUCUCCAAUCAACAGAGUUACAUCGCUGCCAUCAGCGCGAGAUUCGUCCAGCUGCAGCACGGAGACAUUGACAAGCGGGUGGAGGUGAAGCCCUACGUCCUGGAUGAUCAGCUCUGUGAUGAGUGUCAGGGUGCACGCUGUGGAGGGAAAUUUGCUCCCUUUUUCUGUGCUAAUGUCACCUGUCUGCAGUACUACUGCGAAUUCUGCUGGGCCAACAUCCACUCCCGCGCCGGACGAGAGUUUCACAAGCCCCUGGUUAAAGAGGGAGCUGACCGCCCGCGCCAGAUUCACUUCCGCUGGAACUAGAGAUGUGACUACAGCCAUGGUGACACAGUCAGAGGGAAGGGAAAUGAAACACUGGCUAACAGCAAAAAGAGUGUCGCUCUGCCACUCCUGCUCUCCUAAGCUAUCAGUAUAAUCGAGUACGUAACACAGUAUAUACUAUAUAUAUCUAUAUAUCUUUUGUAGCAGCCAAACACCACAAGCCUCAGUUUUUCACCAAAACCCCCCUCACAUCUCAGGCUCUGACAACUCUACAACUCUUUUGUGGUACUUUCAUCUUUUCUAAGAGGAGAUUUAAAAAGAGAUUGAUUUUUGUAGGUUUUUUUAUUAUUAUUAUUUUUGUAUGUGAGAUUUAAAGUAGAUAUGGGAAUGUUUUUGCAUGGGGGCAGCUCGUCUGUCUGUUUGUCUGCUGCUAGCCACCCUACAGUGCGUGUAGUGCACACUUGUUUCUGGGAAAACCUUGAUUCUCUAAUGUUGACGCCUGCCAUUAACCAAAGGUAGCAAAAAGAUAGGACGCAUAAAAUUGACACAUUUUCUGCCGCAAAACAAAAACGGUUGUUUUGUAACAUUACCAUGGGCUCUUUCUUCUUGUUAGAGGGUUUAUUAAAAAUGAUAUGAUAGGGUUAUUUCUGCGCUCAUACUGACCCAUAGAGUGAUACCUCAAAAUACUAAAUCUGGUUUCUGCUAACUGUAUUCAACAUUUAUACUUAACAAGCUAUUUUAGAAGCUUUGCUGCUAUAUAUACAUAUAUAUGAAUAAAUGUGUAGGUAUUAUAUUUAAUGCCAUUUAUAAACCAGAAUCAUGUAAAAUGAAAUGCAGUAUGCACUCAACCACUAAUGGCCCCCAUUGCCAUGGAAAGUGCAUGUUUGCGACAAUAGGCUUAGUUACACAAAUAGCAUGCAGGAUAUAUGUGAGAAAAACAAAAACAAAAAACAAACCACUGAAGUCAUAAUUAAAAGACAUAAAAGUCUAAAGUGAGUAGCAUGACCAUCAUUUACAGAGGCCUAAGAGGGAAAAAAAAUCAGACAAAGCUAAAUAAGUAAAGAAAAAAACAUAUUUAAACUUGCAUGCAUUGAUGUUUAUCUGUUGUUUACAUACUUAAUGAUACAAAAAGUGAUAUUGGUUCUACUGUAGACUUAGUGGACGCCAUCAUUUUGUGACACAUGAUGGCCUGUAUGGCAAAAAAAAAAACUCCUGUCGAGAAGCAGAGUGGUGUUCAGUGGUUUGUGUUUGUGUCGUCCCUGUGCUGUGUGACUGUUUCUAGUGUAGACUGAGGCUCUAGUUUAGUUACCAACAGAUGACGUAGAGGAGAAAUCAAACAUCAAAAUUACUCCUGCCUUCACACCUUCCUAUCCCGCAUCUUUGUAUGCUUCCAAAGGUUAAUCUGAUAGUAGCACCGCCCUCCCAGACCAAAUGCAAACAAAAAGACUGGAUCGUGGGCCUCUAGACUGAAGGUCGCGUUAGGAAUCAUCCUUAGGACAUUUUGUAAUGACAGUCACGCUGUGUGGCUGCGGCUCUGUGAAUCCAGGGAAACUCUGGCUCAGUUAUGAUGAGGACGAUGACACUUGGUCUCUUGGCGUGCUAAAGAUGAAGCUCUCCUCUCUUUGUUUGUGCUGUUUGUCUGUUUGAUUUCCACCGUGACCCUUGAAUUACUCUUUAAGAAAAAAAAAAACUAUUUAGGGACAAUCUUUCUGUGAGGACGGUGGCCCAGCCGUCCAUUUGGUACUGUACAAGUGUGUCGCUCUCGUGUCGUCGUUGGUUUUUGUGCUCCACGCCCUGGUGUAUCGGUGUUCAGGCGUCAAGUGUGUACUGUUACAAAAACCUUAAUGAAACUGAGACUCUAAGUUCAUUUGCUUAUAGUUGAGUCAUAUAAUUUAAUUUGUUUGUGUCAACUACUUACCCAUCACUGGCCCUUCAAUAUGUUUUUUAUAAUAUAUAUUAUGCACUACUUUUUCUAUAUCCCCACUCAUUUGAUUUCUUAUCCACCCCCCCUUAAGUGAUUUCAGUGCAGAUUCUCUGAAACCUCCACCUAUUUAUGAUUCUACAAAUGAUUUAUUAAAUUUUAUUUUUUCAUGAUUACUUAUUUAAGAUGUAGCGUGAAGCAGUGGUCUUAAGUUAUCUAUAUUCUGUAUGAGUAGAGCAGGAAUCCAAUAUGUUCUAAUAUAUUCUAAUGUAGUCUGGAUGUUGUGGGGACCGGGAGUCAGAGAGCGGUGGAGGUGAAAGUUAAGUUAAGUAAGCUCCCGUCGUCCCCCCUUGUGGCUUUAGUUCUCAUGAUGCGAAACAUGUUUGAAUAUCGUCACCUGUAACACUUGACUCGUGCUGUUUUUGUGAGGUUCUAUUUUCUAUGUUGAACACUGUUACUUUCUUCUGUAUGUGUCUUUGUUUUUGUAAAAAUCAUAUUUAUUUCACUAUUUUUGUAGACAAAAAAAAAAAAACUAUUUGAUUUUGAUUGUAUUUUUCUAUUUGAAUAGGACUAUUAUACAAUUUAUUUCCCCCCAGUGCUAAUUAUGUCCAAAAGUUCUGUUCAAAGACAAAGAAUCAUGUCAUUAGUAACUACAUCAAAGUUUUUGAUAUACAGUUGAUCUUAUUUUGAUACACAUGACACAUUUCAUUUGAAGGAAGGAAACAUGAAGGUUUUAUUAUAUUCUUGGAAGACACUUGAGAUUCUCCCCUGUUGCAUCGAGGCCCCAGCUGCCUGUCCUCGUAGAUGCUCUGAAACUUGAAUAUAACACAUUUUGAAAGGCUGACUAACCUCGAAUCUGUGUUGUGAUGUGCAAUACUGUUUCUAAUGUUUGUAUAAAAGUAAGAACUACAGUGUAAACCUUUUUAAUGCAGAUUUAUUUUUUUCAUUGCAUAUUUUGCAGAUUUCUGAUCCACAGUGUCAUUUUUUACUGUCAGAAAAAUAAACCCCGUUUUUUCAUUGCAACUAUUUUUAAAUCCAGAUAUCUUUGUACUGAUGUAAAUGAUUGUAGUUAUUUUGGAUAGUGUUUUGCUAACAAAAGGAGAGACUUUUUCAUGCAUAUUUCUAUUUCAUUUCAUCUUGUUUUAUCCCACGUUUUGUUUCAUUUAAUAGUAGCAGAAUUCUUGGAAUAUUUUUUUCAUAUUUAAAUGUCAUUGGUAUUAUUUUGUAUUUUUAUGUGGAAAUACACUAUAUAUAAAUUUAAGAUGCUAAUUGCUAAGAUAUUAUUUUGAGUUUAAUUAUUUUUAAAGCUAAAUAUUUGUAAUUUUAUUGUUAAAGUGACUAAUUUCUAAAUCAGAGUUUGUGUAUAGAUUCACAAAAGUGGUUUAUGAGGUGUUUGGAUUGUAAUUAUUACUGAAUGGUUCUUUGAUAUGCAAAAUUAAUAUCAUGUUUAUUUUUAUUUUUGUUGGUUUUGUAUUUAAAUGGGGUGUUGAUUACAAUCUUUUUUUUCUUUCACUUCCUGAAUAAAGACCCAUUUUGUUUGGAAACAA